AAGAUGUUUGUUUUCCUCAGCUUGGUGGCGGCCUUCCUUGCCCUCACAGCUGGUGCCCCAAUACAACGGGCAAGCACCGGCCACAAGCUCCUGCUGGUAUCCUUUGAUGGCUUUCGGUGGAAUUACGACCAAGAUGUGGACACCCCCAAUCUAGACACCAUGGCAAGAGAUGGGGUGAAGGCGCGCUACAUCACUCCUCCUUUCGUCACCCAGACAAGCCCUAUUCACUUCACUCUGCUGACUGGAAAAUAUAUUGAGAACCAUGGGGUGAUUCACAAUAUGUGGUUCAAUACCAGCAGUGGACAGAAGCUUUCUUAUUACAAGACACAGGGGAUGUCAGACUGGUGGGACAAUGGCAGCCUCCCAAUCUGGAUCACAGCACAAAGACAGGGCUUGAAGACAGGUUCCCUUUAUUUCCCUGGAGGGAAUGCCACCUACCAAGGAGAGCAGGUACAUUUGAAGAAGGUAGAGAAGUCCUUCCUUCACCCAUACGGCAAUGAGACUGAGUGGCGGCAGAACAUUGACACAGUCAUGAGGUGGUUCACUGAAGACAACCUUGACUUUGUUGCACUUUACUUUGGAGAACCUGACUCCACUGGACACAAAUUCGGCCCAGAAUCCCAGGAGAGGAAAGACAUGGUCCGUCAGGUGGACCGGACAGUGGGAUACCUGAGACAACGCAUUCAGGAGAGCAAGAUGACCUCAGUACUCAACCUGAUCAUCACAUCAGAUCAUGGCAUGGAAACUGUCAUCAAAGAGAAUGAAAUUUACCUCCGUAAUGUGGCAAACUUCUCUUUUCAGGACAUUCAGUUUGAGCUGCUAGAUUAUGGACCACAAGGAUUAUUGAUACCAAAGCCGGGGAAACUGGAAAAAGUAUAUGAAGCCCUGAAUAAUUCUCACCCCAGACUCCAUGUCUAUAAGAAGGAGGAGCUUCCACAAAGAUUUCAUUAUUCAAACAACACUCGGAUCACACCUCUUAUAUUAUACGGCGACCCUGGAUACGUGAUCCAUGGGCGGCUCAAACUACAGUUCAAUAAAGGAGAGCACGGGUUUGACAAUGAGGAUAUGAACAUGAAGACCAUCUUCCGAGCUGUGGGACCAGCUUUCAAGAGAGGACUGGAGGUGGAGCCUUUUGAAAGUGUUAAUAUUUAUGCCCUUCUUUGCAAACUGCUGAAGAUUACACCCGAGCCAAAUGAUGGAUCCUUGAGCGUCACGCAGGAGAUGCUGGCUACCAAUGCAGACAUGCAAAUGCCUCAAAGCUAUAUGCCUGAGAAAUCAGACAUGCAAAUACAGGUUGACGUGAGCACCCAUUAG
This is a messenger RNA of Pogona vitticeps (central bearded dragon), 1314 nucleotides long. RefSeq names its product ectonucleotide pyrophosphatase/phosphodiesterase 7 (gene ENPP7). The record is from RefSeq and is a predicted model, not a curated record. NCBI's taxonomy places the organism in Eukaryota, Metazoa, Chordata, Lepidosauria, Squamata, Agamidae.